Messenger RNA from Penicillium angulare, 390 nucleotides. RefSeq lists its product as uncharacterized. Gene Ontology annotation, biological process: transmembrane transport. The transcript has a single exon. The record is from RefSeq and is a predicted model, not a curated record. Bases 1 to 390 code for a protein of 129 amino acids. Gene Ontology annotation, molecular function: transmembrane transporter activity. Gene Ontology annotation, cellular component: membrane. Lineage: Eukaryota; Fungi; Ascomycota; Eurotiomycetes; Eurotiales; Aspergillaceae.
AUGAUUCUUAUGGGAUUCGUGCAGAACUUUUCCGCUCUCAUGGCAGUGCGCUGGUUUCUUGGGAUGGCAGAGGCUGGUCUCCCCCCGGGUAUCAGCUAUUAUCUAUCAUGCUGGUACCGGCGCUCUGAGCUAGGCAUCCGAAUGGCUAUAUAUUUUUCAUCUGCUGCAUUGGCUGGGACUUUUGGUGGGUUACUUGCAGCGGCGGUUUCAAUGAUGGAUGCGGUGGGAGAUAGGCCUGGCUGGUCUUGGAUCUUCAUAUCAGUAGAAGGUCUUGGGACCCUGAUUCUAGGGAUCCUCUCAUUUCGAAUGGUGGUUGACUUCCCAGACAAAGCGAAUGUCCUAUCGGAAGACGAUAAACGCCGGGUACUCCGGCGAUUGGCGUUGGACUAA